Leucoraja erinaceus (little skate) is the source of this 2005-nucleotide messenger RNA. RefSeq lists its product as uncharacterized. The annotation marks the transcript as partial. The record is from RefSeq and is a predicted model, not a curated record. Lineage: Eukaryota; Metazoa; Chordata; Chondrichthyes; Rajiformes; Rajidae. The transcript has 3 exons. Gene Ontology annotation, molecular function: protein binding.
AGUUGUACAGCCGGCCUUCCCCCUCUGCCCGGUCUCCCAGCCUUGGCCCCCAGUCUAACCCAGGCCACCAGACCCACAAACAACAGCAGCCUCUCUCUCUUCCUCCCCCUGACCACAUCAUCCCUCGCUGCUGUGGAGCAAGGAUCUGCCUUUGCUGCUUCACACUGAAGACAGUCAGCAAAUCCUGCAGUUACUCAGCGGGUCGAGCAGCAUCUGUGGAGAGAAAGGAAUAGGUGACAUUCCGGGCAGAGACCCUUCUCCAGAGACACCUUGUUGAACAACCUGAGGCUUAAAGGAUCUCCAGCAGUGAAUGGUAGACAAAAAUGCUGGAGAAACUCAGCAGCUCGAGCAGCAUCUGUGGAGAGAAAGGAAUAGGUGACAUUGCGGGUCGAGACCAUCUCCAGAGACACCUUGAGGCUUAAGGGAUCUCCAGCAGUGGAUAAAAUCAUCUCAGGAAUGAACUCCAACCCAAUCCAACUCCUUGCAGAGACCCGAGGAAGUAUUAUGAGUGGGGGCAAAGACCAAGAGCAUUGAUGCUUGUUUUAUUUCUGGCACCAUCGAGAUAGGCUGCUCAGUUGGGAUAUUGUUGACCGAGGUACAGUGAAAAGCUUCUGCUUGCAAUGAGCCGCCGGCAUCUGAUCAGAUUUACCCGGGCGGUGGAGGAUGGAGACGCUUGGAGGGAUGGUGAGCGGCGUGUGCCCUGCUCUCCCCUCCCCAGGGAGGGAGGGUUGGACGGGUAGCAGGCCAGGAGCUUCUAUGAGAGCAUCCUUGCUUCCAGCACCAGCACCCAGGCCAGCACCAGCACCCAGGCCAGCACCAGCACCCAGGCCAGCACCAGCACCCAGGCCAUCACCAGCACCCAGGCCAGGACCAGCAGCCAGGCCAGCAUCAGCACCAGCACCAGCUCCAUUGCACUCCGUAAACACAAGGCCGAGCGGAGGAGAGCGCAGGCAGGUGGCCCCAGCAGGCAUGAGAUGAGAAAAACUUUUUUCACACAGAGAGUGGUGAAUCUCCGGAACUCUCUGCCACAGAAGGUAGUUGAGGCCAGUUCAUUGGCUAUAUUUAAGAGGGAGUUAGAUGCGGCCCUUGUGGCUAAAGGGAUCAGGGGGUAUGGAGAGAAGGCAGGUACGGGAUACUGAGUUGGAUGAUCAGCCAUGAUCAUAUUGAAUGGCGGUGCAGGCUCGAAGGGCCGAAUGGCCUACUCCUGCACCUAUUUUCUAUGUUUCUAUCUCUAUCUCCUGUUGAAAUCUGUUCAGAAUGGGGACUUAAAAAUGCUUCGGAGUUUGCUGGAGACGGGAGUGAGUGACAUAAACUUCCGGUACAGUUACUACUGGACUGUCACCAUGUGUACAGCGUACAGUGGGCAGCUGGAAGCAGUGAGAUGCUUGCUGAGUCUUGGAGCUGCAUGGGUCGGAGUGUGUGACUGCAUGGGAUGCGAUGCUCUGGAUUUGGCCCGACAGGCUGGACAAGCAGGAAUGGUCACUGCUCUGCAGGAAUAUCACACUCGUCCAGAGGAACAAGAAGACCGCAGAGCCAAUGUCCACACCGACCGUGGAGGUCAGCCGCAACUCGUCGCAUCUAACGGUGAACUGCUCCACCUUCAGCGGCUGCCUAAUCAUCGCAUGGGGCAGCACACCUGCACCUACACCUGCGUCGUAGAAGAUUGCUGCAGCAACCGCGCAGUCCCUGCAACGCUACACAGCGGCACACUGCCCAGAGGGUCCAGGAGUCGUUGGGCGAUCGUUCUCUCCGUGAUUCUUCUCACCAUGUUCCUUCUCUUCGUGAUCCAUCUCUCUGUGAUCCUUCCCUCCGGUUUCUCCUCCGCGAUCCUUCUCUCCGUGAUCCUUCUCGCUGUUGCUGCGUUGGGAGUCCGGGCAUCGAAUCUCCACAGAAACCGUGCCGUGAGUGUCUUUCUCACCUUCACACUCUCUCCCUUUCCCCCCUAUCUAUCCCCGUCCAUCCCCCCUCUCAGUCUCCCCUUUACCCUCUUUCCCCCCCCUUCCCU